GACCAACGUCCAACUGUGGUCAUUCACAAAGAUCGGGGAGCCGCAUUAAGGACUUUAUCAUUCACCAUGAAAUAUCUAGUCAUCCUCAGCGCUCUUGCCUGCGUUGCCUACGCUCAAAUCCCCGGGCCUUGUCAAUCACCAAAGCAAUGGGAAGCUAGAGUUUUGACUCUGGAUAGGAGUAAGAACUUCACUCAGUUUGGAAAGGUCAGCUAUGACGAGACACAAAGGAGAGAAAGAAUCAUCGAGGAGGUUGAAUUCGGAUCUGAUCGGGAUUACUUCGAUACUCUGUUUCUCCAUAAUGUAGGCAAGGGGUACAUUCUGAACCUGAAAACGAGGAAGUGUAACGUCACAAACUUGACAGAGCCCUUCAUCCCCCGUGGUGUUCCCCGGGAGGCCGAGUUUGAGGGCGAGGCGACCAUUGGAGCUGCUGGUGUCCCCGGAGAGUUCAUGGUCGUGGAGAAUUUUAAGGGUACCUUCAGAUCGACUGGUGCCAAAUUCUUCGGUGUGUCAACUGUCCCAGACUGCAUGCCAAUUGAGUUUGGAUACUACAGCGAGAAAACAGGAUUUGUUCAACAAACGAUGUUUGACGUCAAUAUUGGAAUUUCCGAUCCCAAUGUGUUUAUUCCUCCAAAGGAGUGUCUUUAGAUAUUUGAUUUAUUAAACUUUAUUACAAUUUC
Pecten maximus is the source of this 677-nucleotide messenger RNA. RefSeq names its product mammalian ependymin-related protein 1-like. The record is from RefSeq and is a predicted model, not a curated record. Gene Ontology annotation, molecular function: calcium ion binding. Gene Ontology annotation, cellular component: lysosome; extracellular region. Gene Ontology annotation, biological process: cell-matrix adhesion. The coding region runs from base 67 to 645 and encodes 192 amino acids. Lineage: Eukaryota; Metazoa; Mollusca; Bivalvia; Pectinida; Pectinidae. The transcript is spliced from 5 exons.